This is a messenger RNA of Drosophila ficusphila, 1539 nucleotides long. It is a transcript of the gene Ugt307A1, whose product is annotated as UDP-glucuronosyltransferase. Lineage: Eukaryota; Metazoa; Arthropoda; Insecta; Diptera; Drosophilidae. The record is from RefSeq and is a predicted model, not a curated record. The transcript has 2 exons. Gene Ontology annotation, molecular function: UDP-glycosyltransferase activity. The coding region runs from base 25 to 1539 and encodes 504 amino acids.
GAAUUUGUUUCGCGGACCUCAGUCAUGCACCGAUCGCCGGUCAGUUUGUCACUUUUGUGGCUCAUUUCCACAUUUUUUCUGCUCUCAAGUAACUCAACUUUAGUGAACACCCAUCACAUUUUGGGUCUAUUUGUUAAUGUGCAUCGGUCCCAGUUGCUGGUCCAUUUGGCUGUGUGUCAAGCUCUCUUACAAAAGGGUCACCAAUUGACUUUGGUCACCACAUUGCCAUUGGGGGAUUACGAGCUUCAGGGAAAUGUGACCCAUAUUUACAUUCCAUGGAAGCAGCCAGCGGAGGAAAAUCGCCAUGAAUCUUCCUCGGAUUUAUUGGAGCGACUGGAACGCAGGUUUAAGCGGUUGGAACACGCUGGAGAUUUGCUGGGUCAGCCAGAAUGGAGGAACUUUAUGAAAAGCCCUCCCCAUACUUCAUACGAUCUCUUACUUAUGGGCUACCACUUCAACGAUCAUCUUUUGGGAGUUGCCGCCCAUUUUAAUUGUCCAGUGGCCAUAAUUUCCACCCAACAGCCAACUGGAUUCGUAAAUUCAUUGAUGGGCAAUCCCGAGGAGCGUUGGUAUGUCCCACAACCAUAUGAUGGUCACCAGAGGAGUGGAAUCUCUGCCUGGAUCUUUGGGGUUUGGGAGAAACUAAUGGAAGUCAUAGCGAGGAGAGUUCUGGCCAGGAUAUAUAGAUUACACUUUCCUGAACCAACUUAUCCAGAAUUUGAAACCAUGCGCAAAUCGGUUGUUUUGGCUCUGAAUAAUCAUCACAUGAUCAGCGAGGGACCUAUAGCUCCUGUUGUUCCGAAUAUGGUGGAUAUAGGAGGCAUAGUCUUGGAGCAGAAACGAUAUAGUAAUUUACUGGAUUUAUUAUUUACCAAUCGAUCGAUUAUCAUCUUCAGUUUGGGAUCCCGUUUCACUUGGCGCAAAUCUCCGCAGAAAUUAGUGCAAACUUUUACCAAGGCCUUUUCUCAUUUUCAUGAUUAUGAUAUAUACUGGACCUACGAUGGAUCCAAUGGAAGUGACAUCAGCUCGGAUUAUCCCCAUUUAAAAGUGAGCAAAUGGUGGCCUCAACGUGAAUUACUGGCCAGCGGAAGAGUUAGACUAUUUAUCACUCACGGAGGAAAGGGAAGCAUUUCGGAAGCUCUUUAUUAUGGAGUUCCUAUGCUUGGAUUACCUUUGAUUGGAGAUCAACGAGCGAAUCUUCAAAGAAUGCAGUCAAAGAAUUUUGGAUUGACAUUAUCCACUCACAAUCUUACGCACUCAGAACUUUCCAAAACAAUGCAUCGAAUACUCAGUCACCCAAGUUACGUUGAAAAUAUAUCAAAAGCCUCUGAAAUAUAUAGAGAUCGCCCCUUAAAAUCCAGUGAUUUAGCCACAUUUUGGGUUGAGUACAUCAUUCGGCACAAAGGAGCUGCAAACUUAUAUAAUCCCGCAAGGCAUUUAAAUUUCAUUGAAUAUUACUCCAUCGAUAUUUAUGUAAUGACUUAUGGCUGCUUAAUUCUAACGAUAACCAUACUCAGGAAAAUAAAUAAGUUGAUGUGA